AUGAAUCUCCCACAGAAAAGAAAAAAUCCAGAGCCUAAACCAAAACCAGGUGGUGGUCUAGCCGAAUCAGAUGGCAUGGUACUGGAUGCGAUCAAAAGCAAAAAAGAAAUGGCAAUCUUGAAAAAGGACUUAAAGGAAGAAACAAAACUCCCAGACUCCAUUUUCAACAAGUGUCUCAAGAAUCUCCAAGCUUUGGGUCUAAUAAAUGAAGUUCCCCAUGUCCAAUUCAAGACCAAAAAAUACUAUAUUGCAGCAGAGUUUAAGCCAUCAGAAGAGAUCACAGGUGGUUCAUGGUAUGAAAAUCGGGAACUUGAUCAGGACUUCAUUAAUGGUCUUAAAGACUUUUGCCUAAGGAUCAUUCGUAAGCUAAAGGUUGCAACUGCUGAUGUAGUAAUGGAUAUAAUCAAGAACAAAGGGGUGUUAAAAACUGAUUGCACGAGUCAGCAAAUAAGUGAGAUAUUGAGGUAUAUGGUUUUGGAUAAUAAGAUUAUAGAGGUGAAGAGUACUGGAUUGGGUGAAUAUCAUUCCAUUCCUAUUGGGAAUUUAUGUUAUAGGUGUUCAUCAGAUGAUUCGUCAAAGAGUUUAGAAACAGGGGCAAUGAUGUCAAUUCCUUGCGGUGUUUGUCCAAAAAUUAGAGAGUGUACGCCUGGUGGACUUAUCUCUCCAACUACAUGUGUCUACUAUGCCAAGUGGUUGGAUUUCUGA
Messenger RNA from Lactuca virosa, 705 nucleotides. NCBI's taxonomy places the organism in Eukaryota, Viridiplantae, Streptophyta, Magnoliopsida, Asterales, Asteraceae. The record is from the annotation of a GenBank genome assembly.